UUCUCGCGCCGCCAGUGGUCGUCGCUCCUGCUCUCACACUCGUUGCUCUUCAUCUCUCUGUCAUCGGGGAGAGAAAGAGGGGGAGUUCGCUGUUUCUUUCUCCCUGCCCCAGACCCUCCUCCUCCUCCUCCGGCAGCCUGUCCAUCUCAGCGCAUCAGCGGUGAGUUUAUGGGGAGAGUGGCCGCUCCCUGCAGCGGCCCCGGCAGGAUCGUGUCCUUUCUCACCGCAGUUCCGUGCUUAUCCUGUAAACAGCAGCAGCAGCGGCGGCGGCGGCGGGAGCGGGAGCGACAUCAUCAGUCUGCGGCAGUGGACUGGGGCAGAAGGAUGAGCGAGCAGGGCAAGAGUGCCGCGUCCACGCCAGCGAGCGGGACACCAGCUCCGGGCUCCGACACGUACAAAGGCUGGCUCUUUAAAUGGACUAACUACAUUAAAGGUUACCAGCGCAGAUGGUUCGUGCUCAGCAAUGGACUGCUGUCCUAUUACAGGACGCAGGCGGAGAUGGCCCAUACGUGUCGUGGCACCAUCAACCUGGCCACAGCGCACAUCGACACCGAAGACGCCUGCAAUAUUGUUCUGAGCAGCGGGGGGCGCACUUACCAUCUGAAAGCCAGCACAGAGGUGGAGAGGCAGAGAUGGGUCACAGCACUGGAGCUAGCCAAGGCCAAGGCCAUCCGAAUGAUGAACGAUCAGUCCGAUGACUCGGCGGACGAGGAGCCCACGUCUCAGUCAGACCACAGUGAGAUCCAGGGCACUCUCAAGACUCUGGCCAGUAAGUUGGAUGACUUGAGCACAUGCAAUGACCUGAUAGCCAAGCAUGGGGCGGCGCUGCAGCGGUCUCUAAGUGAGCUUGAGACCUUACGUGUGCCUCUGGAGGGAGGAGAGAAAAUCAAGGCUGUCAAUGAGAGAGCCACCCUCUUUCGCAUCACCUCCAAUGCUAUGAUCAAUGCGUGCCGAGAUUUCUUGGACCUGGCAGAGAGCCACAGCCGCAGAUGGCAGCGAGUACUUCAGCAUGAGCGAGAGCAACGCACCCACCUGGAGGAGACCAUCGAGCAGCUAGCCAAGCAGCACAACAGCCUGGAACGAGCCUGGAGAGAGGCUCCUACACACGCCGUCAACACGCCCGAUACACCCACCACUGACACGGGAGUGAGUGAAAGGCCCCGGAAAGAGGAAGCGAGUGAUGAAGAUGAGGAUACAGAGUAUUUUGAUGCCAUGGAGGACUCCCCUGCCUUUAUAACAGUGACUGCCACGGACCCCUCUCAACACAGGCGUUCUCAGAGUAAUCUCAGUGGUGCUAGCGGAGGACAGCCCAGUGACUGGAACCAGGAAGACAAUUGUUCUGUGAGCAGUAAUGAUUUUUCAGGGAAAGAGUUGCAGCCUCAUAGGAAGAGGCGGACCCAGAUCCCAGAGAAGCCCAACUAUUCACUCAAUCUGUGGAGCAUCAUGAAGAAUUGCAUUGGCAAAGAGCUCUCUAAGAUCCCAAUGCCUGUGAACUUCAACGAGCCCCUAUCCAUGCUGCAGCGCUUGACAGAGGAUCUGGAGUACUACGAGCUGCUGGAUAAGGCGGCGCGCUGUGAGAACUCUCUGGAGCAGAUGUGUCUGGUCGCAGCCUUCUCCGUCUCCUCGUACUCCACCACAGUGCAUCGGACGGCCAAGCCCUUCAACCCUCUGCUGGGAGAGACCUAUGAACUGGACCGCCUAGAAGAAUUUGGCUACCGUUCCCUCUGUGAACAGGUCAGUCAUCAUCCGCCGGCAGCCGCUCAUCAUGUGAUGUCACAGCGAGGCUGGACCCUGUGGCAGGAAAUCACCAUCGCUAGCAAAUUCCGUGGCAAAUACCUCUCCAUCAUGCCUCUGGGUGCGAUCCACCUGCAGUUUCACGCGAGUGGAAACCACUAUGUGUGGCGUAAAGUCACCUCCACCGUUCACAACAUCAUCGUUGGCAAACUGUGGAUUGAUCAGUCAGGAGAUAUUGAUAUAGUCAACCACAGGACCAAAGAGACCUGUCAGCUCAAGUUCUCUCCCUACAGUUACUUUUCAAGAGAAGUCCCACGAAAGGUCACAGGGGUGGUGAUGGAUAGUGAUGGCCAGGCCCACUACAUCCUGUCAGGCACAUGGGACGAUAAGAUGGAGAGUGCCAAGAUCGUGCAGAGUAGCAGAGGAAGCAGCAGCUCUGAGGGCAAACAGAAGACGGUCUAUCAGACUCUCACACCCAAACUGCUGUGGAAGAAAUACCCUCUACCAGAGAAUGCUGAGAACAUGUACCAUUUCUCCUCUCUGGCUUUGACCCUGAACGAGGAAGAGGAGGGUGUGUGUUUGACGGACAGCAGGCUGAGGCCGGACCAGCGGCUGAUGGAAGCGGGACGCUGGGACGAGGCCAACGCAGAGAAACAGAGACUAGAGGAGAAGCAGAGAGCUACGAGGAGGAGGAGAGAAGCUGAGGCCUCUGAGGCCAUAGAUGAAGGACGAGACUUUGAGGGCUACAGGCCACUGUGGUUCCACCAGAGGACGGAUGAAUUGACAGGAGAGACUAUCUACGUUUAUAAGGGGGGUUACUGGGAGGCCAAAGAAAGACAGAACUGGAAUAUGUGUCCUGAGAUUUUCUGAACACACAAAACAUUUGACUGACUCUGCACAAAGACAAAAGAGGAAUAAACCCUCUACAUGGACUCAUCAGGGCCUUUGGACUGCAGAGGUAGUGGAGACAGGUCGUCAACACCUGUGUGUGUGUGUGUGUGAGUGUGUGUGUUAAGUGUGAGUGUGUGUUUGCGGCCCAAUGACAUAUAUUUGCCCGACUUAUAAACAGACUCUAAAAUGGGAGAAUGGGAAAAUGUUCUCUCUGAUGUUCACCUCAAAGACGAGUGUGUGAGAGCAAUGCGCAGUUGAACUCUUCUAGCCAAGUGCCGCCCCAGUUUAUCUUCCAAAGCAAAUCAGGUUCUUUUUAUUCAGAACAACCCUAUCACAAAUGCACUUUCCUCUCUUCCUAACAUCUCUUACAGUGAACUACAAGGCACCGAGUCUUGUUUAUGAGUUCAUAUCAAUGACACUCCUCCCCCUCCUCUGCUGGCCAGGACAAAACAUGAAGAAACUUGCAUAUGAAGGAGAGGAGAAUCAACACAACGCAGCUGCAGCAUUUAUGUGAAUUAUCUGAAUGUUCAGCUUGUGUACUACUUUACAUUUCUUAUCAACAAUACCAUAUUUGGGCAAAGGAAGUUCUUGUAUUUACAUAUCCCAGAGAAUUACAAGAGCCUGAUUGGGCUCUUUUAUUGAACAUUUAGCUAAAGACUUUCUUCCUGGCUCCGCCCACUUUACAUAGCUAAUGACAGAUAAGCUUCAUGUCAUGUCAGUUAGCCAAUGAGCUUCAGACAAGCAUUAAAAGAGCCCUUGAUUCUGUUGUAUUGGGCAGUGCAGGUAUUCUGACACAAAAGUUUUACAUCCAUGAAUUGUCAUGCACAUUAAUUAGCUGCUUCCUGCAUUGGUUCGGUGGAGCCCCCAGUGGUCAUUUUAAUGUUACUGUGACUGCCACAGUACAAUGCAUAGCAAUGCAAUUAAUUAUUAUUAUUUUUUUUUUUUUGUACAAUCAGGAUACUUAAUGAAUGAAUGAACAAUCAACCAAUAAAAGUAAACAAGUCACCAUGCUUGACUUUCUCAGAGGAUAUAGCAAACAAUUAUCCAUCCACAGCACAAAGUGUGAUACUGAAAACACAAGCAAAGUGCUGGCUUGUUUUGUGUUUAUAAUAUGCUUGUGUUUAUUAGCAGUAGAGAUUUGAUUUAAAACAUGCCCAAGUGUUCCUGAAGAAGGGGAUUGCUGUAUUUCACAUUGCAAUGUGGUGAUAGAGAAGGGAAGCGCGUUGUAUAUUAUCAUCUUUUUGAACUGGUAAUUUCAGUAUCCCUGUAACACAAUUAAAUUUCUUAUUGAGGUUAUAAAUCAUCAUUAGGACUCAGGAGUGACAAAUUUCAGUUUUGCAGAUAUUUCCUUUGCAAAGUUGUAAUAACUUCAGUUAGACUUGCAGAAUAAAAUGCUCAGUAUUUUUUUAAUGUUAAAAAAGUCUUUGAGACCUGACAUCACUGGAGAUAAGGUCUCACUUUAUUUCUGAUUGCUGUCAAGAAUGUAGAAUUAGGCUUCUUUGCACUCACGCCACCGUAUGUAUAUUGUGAUAACCAUAUUAUUAUUAUUACUACUAUACUAUAAUUAUGAAGGAUACAAAAGUAAUGAUGCCAUGCCAUCCUAAUAAAUGCUGUGUUUUGGUAAAAAUUUGAAUUUUAACAGAUGUUUACUCUUUUAAUUUAAAAUUAUCCAGCUAGUCAGAGUUUCAUUUUUGACAAGCUGUCAAUGUAUUUAUUAUAAAUGUUAAUAUUUUCUAUUAAAACACACUGACUUGCAUUCUGGCAGGCACUUUUUAUGUCUGUAUGCAUUUGCUAGGAAUGUUUUGGUAUCAUGCAGAAUGAAUGAAGGGGGAUGUGGUGAGUUUAGACUUAAGCUCAGACAGUGUUUUGGACAGUAAUGGGCCACAAGAGACAUUUUUCAUCACCAGGCUGUUCUGGAGAUUUCUGACUUCUGAACACAGAAAGACAUGUGCAAUGCAGGGUAAAAUCAGCUUAAAUCUUUGUUACAUGAUGUGGUAAUAGUAAGAUUGUACUUUCAGUAUUGGAUGAAUCAUCAACUGGAGAACUACCAAAAAAGUAGACUAGUAGGAUAUUAGACUAGUCCUACUAUUAGGAUGUGCUGAAUGAUAUAUAUAUAAAAAAGUGCUAAAUUACAAGUAAUCAUUUAUGAAUUCAAUAAUUAGGAAUAAAUAAAAGUGAUGUUAAAUUUGUCUUACAAAAAAACAAACUCUCUUCAGUGGUACUGUGAAAAGCUUUUGCUUAGGCAUGUGACGGUAUCAAAUUUAAUAAAUCAUGUUGCGAUAAUUGCUGAAGCUCUUAUCACGGUAUAGGGUAUUGUCACGAUAUUGAAAUAAGCUGCAAAAAAGUGUUGUCAUAUUACAGGUUUAAUAAAGUUUUUUUUCUUAGAACAUUUAAAUACAAUAAAGAAAUACACAAAAAAAAUUUAUAAAGUAAACAAAAGUUUCAAACAGAAAAGUGCAAAAGAAUUAUAAAGAACAAUAGGUAACGCUUUACAAUGCAUUAACUAAUAUUAACAAUGAGCAAUAGCAACGUUUGUUACAGAAGUAAUAAUUCUUAACGUUAGUCAAAAAAUACAACUGUUAGUAAAUGUUAGCUCAGGAAUAUUAAAUAAAAGUUACAACUUUUGGUUUUAAGAAUGUGUUGUUAAAUGUUGAAAUUAACAUUAACUAAGAUUAAUGUUUUAAUGUACAAUGAAAAAGUAUUUUUCAUUGUCAGUGUAUGUUAACUAAUGAAUUAACUAAUGUUGACUAAUGGAGAUUUAAUGUAAAGUGUGACCAAACAAUAAAGAAUCAAAAGAUUUUCAAACAA
Messenger RNA from Ctenopharyngodon idella (grass carp), 5433 nucleotides. RefSeq names its product oxysterol binding protein 2b (gene osbp2b). The coding region runs from base 169 to 2604 and encodes 811 amino acids. The transcript has 14 exons. Gene Ontology annotation, cellular component: membrane; cytosol; intracellular membrane-bounded organelle. The record is from RefSeq and is a predicted model, not a curated record. NCBI's taxonomy places the organism in Eukaryota, Metazoa, Chordata, Actinopteri, Cypriniformes, Xenocyprididae. Gene Ontology annotation, molecular function: cholesterol binding.